AUGUUCUCCGCAAACUGGAUCCAGAGAUCUCAUUACUUCCUCUACGCAGUCAUUGCCAUGACUCUCUUGCCUUCUGUUCAGCUGUUAGAAUCACACCCACACUCCAUUGUACGAAGAUACAGAGGCAAUGAACCUAUCAAAACAUGCUCUCUGCUUUUUACUUUAAAUGGACCCGAUGGUCAUUCAAGAUGCCAAACAGCCGAUAAAUCUGUUUACAGCUGCGACUUCAGGGAUUGCCCCCACUUCAACGUUCCGAAUGGGUUUUCACUCCGUGAAUGCCGAGCUAUUCAAACACCCACUGCCAAGCCAUUUGGAAAAGCGAAGGAAGUUCAGCCGUUUUUCUACAAGGACGAGGGCAGCUCCAUAGAGGCCCGAGAUGCAUCUGACACAUACUAUGAAUGCUCAUCUCAAGCAAACAAGUACCGCAGGCUCUCGUGCAACAGUUGUUUGUUGGUGUCUAAAGGAAGUUAAACACCCACCAUCUGAUUGCCACCCAGCCAACUUGGCUCACACUUGGCUACUCACGAAUCAUCACGAGGCUCGAAACAGUGAAAUCUUUUAGGAACAUUUUUUUUUUCUAGAUAGAAGAUUAUCCGUCUCCUCAUUCAAAUGCUUCCCAUUCAACUGCUUACCGUUUCUAUCUACUUACCCCUGACUGUGUUUCCCGGGGGCAUGGACACGCCACAUUUUCCAUCUGUAUUUUACUGUAGAAUAGCAAAAAUAAAGAGA
Molecule: messenger RNA, 729 nt
Organism: Puccinia graminis f. sp. tritici CRL 75-36-700-3
Lineage: Eukaryota; Fungi; Basidiomycota; Pucciniomycetes; Pucciniales; Pucciniaceae
Exons: 5
Coding region: 1-471 (156 amino acids)
Source: RefSeq, a predicted model, not a curated record